This is a messenger RNA of Oryzias melastigma (Indian medaka), 9978 nucleotides long. RefSeq names its product spectrin beta chain, non-erythrocytic 1. The coding region runs from base 482 to 7546 and encodes 2354 amino acids. Gene Ontology annotation, biological process: protein localization to plasma membrane; actin cytoskeleton organization. The transcript is spliced from 43 exons. The record is from RefSeq and is a predicted model, not a curated record. Lineage: Eukaryota; Metazoa; Chordata; Actinopteri; Beloniformes; Adrianichthyidae. Gene Ontology annotation, cellular component: cortical actin cytoskeleton; spectrin; cell junction. Gene Ontology annotation, molecular function: phospholipid binding; structural constituent of cytoskeleton; actin filament binding.
CCGAUCUGCUGCCGCCGCACACCGGAGGACAAUCCCCCGCUUUCAUUCCUUCCUCCCGCUGCUCCUCUCGCUGCGCUCUUCCUCCUCGUCUUCUCCAGCCUGGGAUCGCGUCGGGAGCAGAGAUCUUCCAGCACGGAUGGAUGUUUGGAAGGAGGGAAACUGAUGCUUUCACGGCCGUAGCAGCGGUGCGCGUGCUGAGCCAGCGAUUCCUGCCUCAGAGAGAGAGGGGGACCCACUGCUCACCUCCUGUGUCGCUCCACCUCUCCGCCUUGCAGCUGAAGCUGAGGGUUUGAGGAUCAGGAUCUACUGUAAAUGUUUCAUUUUUCUACUUGUCUUGUGCUGGAAGUUUGUGUGGGACUCUCCUCUAAACUCUGUGGGAACCUGGUUUCUGGAUCUGCUCUUUGGGACCUUUUGAUGCCUUCUGGUGGACUCUCUCCUCCAUGACUCGUCUCAUCUGAGUCCUCCCGUCUGGAGUUUCCUCAUGGAAUUUCAGAACGCUUCUGCUGGCCUCGGCGGGCCACUCUCGCCCCUCUCCCCCACCUCAGACUACGGUGGCCCCGGCCCCUCUCACGGGCCCAGCCUCAGCCCCUCCAGAGGGCCCAGCCCCGACCCCGGACUCGGGGGAGCCUCCGCCGCCUUCAACUACAACCAGCUGGAGGGACGGUUCAAACAGCUGCAAGAUGAACGUGAGGCUGUGCAGAAAAAGACCUUCACCAAAUGGGUGAACUCCCACCUGUCCAGAGUCUCCUGUCGGAUCACAGACCUCUACAUGGACCUGAGGGAUGGACGGAUGCUCAUCAAGUUGCUGGAGGUCCUGUCAGGAGAACGACUGCCCAAACCCACAAAGGGUCGGAUGAGGAUCCACUGUCUGGAAAAUGUGGACAAGGCUCUGCAGUUCCUGAAGGAGCAGCGGGUCCACCUGGAGAACAUGGGCUCCCACGACAUUGUUGAUGGGAACCACCGCCUCACUCUGGGACUGAUCUGGACCAUCAUCCUCCGCUUCCAGAUCCAGGACAUCAGCGUGGAGACGGAGGACAACAAGGAGAAGAAGUCGGCCAAAGAUGCUCUGCUGCUCUGGUGUCAGAUGAAGACUGCCGGGUAUCCCAACGUGAACAUCCACAACUUCACCACCAGCUGGAGAGACGGCAUGGCCUUCAACGCUCUCAUCCACAAGCACAGGCCAGACCUGAUCGACUUUGACAAACUGAAGAAGUCCAACGCUCACUACAACCUGCAGAAUGCCUUCAACAUGGCCGAGCAGCACCUGGGCCUCACCAAGCUGCUGGACCCCGAAGACAUCAGUGUGGACCACCCCGAUGAGAAGUCCAUCAUCACCUACGUGGUCACAUACUACCACUACUUCUCCAAGAUGAAGGCUCUGAAGGUGGAGGGGAAGAGGAUCGGCAAGGUGCUGGACCACGCCAUCGAGACCGAGAAGAUGAUUGAGAAGUACGAGUCGCUGGCGUCCGACCUGCUGGAGUGGAUCGAACAGACCAUCAUCAUCCUCAACAACCGGAAGUUUGCCAACUCGCUGGUGGGCGUCCAGCAGCAGCUGCAGGCCUUCAACACCUACCGCACCGUGGAGAAGCCGCCCAAGUUCACAGAGAAGGGGAACCUGGAGGUUCUUCUGUUCACCAUCCAGAGCAAGAUGAGAGCCAACAACCAGAAGGUUUACACCCCCCGAGAGGGCAAGCUCAUCUCUGACAUCAACAAGGCGUGGGAGCGGCUGGAGAAGGCGGAGCAUGAGCGGGAGCUAGCGCUGAGGACGGAGCUCAUUCGUCAGGAGAAGCUGGAGCAGCUUGCACGACGCUUCGACCGCAAAGCCGCCAUGAGGGAAACGUGGCUGAGCGAGAACCAACGGCUGGUCUCACAGGACAACUUUGGUUUUGACCUCCAGGCUGUAGAAGCUGCAACAAAGAAACAUGAAGCUAUAGAGACUGACAUCGCUGCGUACGAGGAGCGAGUCCAGGCGGUGGUCUCCGUAGCGAAGGAGCUGGAGGCGGAGAGCUACCACGACAUCAAACGCAUCACAGCGAGGAAGGACAAUGUGAUCAGACUGUGGGAGUAUCUGCUGGAGCUGCUGAAGGCCCGCAGGCAUCGGCUGGAGCAGAACCUGGGCCUGCAGAGAGUCUUCCAGGAGAUGCUCUACAUCAUGGACUGGAUGGACGAGAUGAAGAUGCUGCUGCUGUCUCAGGACUACGGGAAGCACCUGCUGGGCGUGGAGGACCUGCUGCAGAAACACGCUCUGGUGGAGGCCGACAUCGCCAUCCAGGCUGACCGCGUCCGGAACGUCAACAGCAACGCUCAGAGGUUUGCCAGCGACGGCGAAGGCUACAAGCCCUGCGAUCCUCAGAUCAUCAGAGACCGGGUCGCUCACCUGGAGUUCUGCUACCAGGAGCUGAGUCAGCUGGCGGCUGAGCGGCGAGCUCGCCUUGAAGAGUCCCGUCGCCUCUGGAAGUUCUUCUGGGAGAUGGCGGAAGAGGAGGGAUGGAUCAGGGAGAAGGAGCAGAUACUUUCCUCUGAGGAUUAUGGGAAGGAUCUGACGGGCGCCCUGCGCCUGCUGAGUCAGCACAAAGCCUUUGAGGACGAGAUGAGCGGGCGAGCCGCCCACCUGCAGCAGACCAUCAAACAAGGCGAGGACCUGGUGGCCGACAACCACUUCGGGGCCGACAAGAUCAGGGAGCGAAUCCGUGACAUUCAGGAACAGUGGGCGAGUCUGGAGCAGCUCACCGCUGUGAGGAAAAGCCGGCUGGAGGAAGCCUGCAACCACCACCAGUUCCAGGCUGAUGCGGACGACAUCGACACAUGGAUGCUGGACGUUCUGCGAAUCGUCUCCAGCGUCGAUGUCGGCCACGACGAGUUCUCCACCCAGGCUCUGGUGAAGAAACACAAAGAUGUGGCGGAGGAGAUCGACAGCUACCGCCCCGUCAUCGAGGCUCUGCACGAUCAGGCGCGGACGUUGCCGCCCGAAAAGGCCAACUCUGAGGAGGUGAAGAGUCGUCUGGCGGGCAUCGAGGAGCGCUAUAAGGAGGUGGCGGAGCUGACGCGGCUCAGGAAGCAGGCGCUGCAGGACGCUCUGGCGCUCUACAGGAUGCUGAGUGAAGCCAGUGCCUGCGAGGUGUGGAUCGACGAGAAGGAGCAGUGGCUCAACAGCAUGGACAUCCCUGACAAACUGGAGGAUCUGGAGGUCGUCCAGCACCGGUUUGAGAGUUUGGAGCCUGAGAUGAACAGCCAGGCGUCCCGGGUCGCCGUGGUGAACCAGGUUGCCAGGCAGCUGAUCCACUGCGGACAUCCCAGUGAGAAGGAGAUCAAAGCCCAGCAGGACAAACUCAACACCAGGUGGAGCCAGUUCAGAGACCUGGUGGACCAGAAGAAGGAGAGCCUGGUCUCGGCUCUGGGAGUCCAGAACUACCAUCUGGAGUGUAAUGAGACCAAGUCCUGGAUCAAGGAGAAGAACAAGUUGAUCGAGUCCACUCAGGAGCUGGGGAACGACCUGGCCGGCGUCAUGGCUCUGCAGAGGAAGCUGACGGGGAUGGAGCGCGACCUCGUGGCCAUCGAGGACAAGAUGGGCGACCUGGGGAAGGAGGCGGAGCGUCUGGGCUCCGAACACCCAGAGCAGUGCGAGGCCAUCAAAGGCCGCCUGGCUGAGAUCACGGGCGUCUGGCAGGAGAUGAAGGACAGUCUGAAGAACCGCGAGGAAUCUCUCGGGGAGGCCAGCAAACUCCAGCAGUUCCUGCGCGACCUGGACGACUUCCAGUCGUGGCUGUCGCGGACGCAGACCGCCAUCGCCUCGGAGGACAUGCCCAACACGCUGACCGAGGCGGAGAAGCUGCUGGCCCAGCACGAGAACAUCAAGAACGAGAUCCGCAACUACGAGGAGGACUACCAGAAGAUGAGGGACAUGGGCGAGAUGGUGACGCAGGGCCAGACGGACGCCCAGCACAUGUUCCUGCGGCAGCGGCUGCAGGCGCUCGACACCGGCUGGAACGAGCUGCACAAGAUGUGGGAGAACCGGCAGAAUCUGCUGUCCCAGUCGCACGCCUACCAGCUGUUCCUCAGAGACACCAAGCAGGCCGAAGCCUUCCUCAACAACCAGGAGUACGUUCUGGCGCACACGGAGAUGCCCACCACGUUGGAGGCGGCAGAGGCCGCCAUCAAGAAGCAGGAAGACUUCAUGACCACCAUGGACGCCAACGAGGAGAAGAUCAGCAGUGUGGUUGAUACCGGCCGCCGCCUGGUCGCCGACGGCAACGUGAGCGCCGAGCGGAUCCAGGAGAAGGUGGACUCCAUUGAUCAAAGGCACAAGAAGAACCGUCAGGCCGCCAGCGACCUGCUGAUGAGGCUGAAGGACAACAGAGACCUGCAGAAGUUCCUGCAGGACUGCCAGGAGCUGAAUCUGUGGAUCAACGAGAAGAUGCUGACGGCUCAGGACAUGACGUAUGACGAGGCCAGGAACCUCCACAGCAAGUGGCUGAAGCACCAGGCCUUCAUGGCUGAGCUGCAGUCCAACAAGGAGUGGCUGGACAAGAUCAGCAAGGACGGACAAACGCUGAUGGCGGAGAAGCCGGAGACGGAGGGCGUGGUGAAGGAGAAGCUGGCAUCCCUGAAGACCAUGUGGGAGGAGCUAGAGUCGACCACGCAGACCAAAGCCAAGUGUCUGUUUGACGCCAACAAGGCCGAGCUGUUCACGCAGAGCUGCGCCGACCUGGACAAGUGGCUGAACGGCCUGGAGGGUCAGCUGCACUCCGACGACUUCGGCAAAGACCUGACGUCCGUCAACAUCCUGCUGAAAAAGCAGCAGAUCCUGGAGAGCCAGGUGGAGGUGCGGCAGAAGGAGGUGGAUGAGCUGAAGAGUCAGUCGCAGGUCCUCAGUCAGGAAGGGAAGGACUCGGACGAGGUGGACAGCCAGCGGAUCAUCGUGGAGAAGAAGUUCCAGACGCUGCAGGAGCCCCUGAAGAAGAGGCGGGACAAGCUCAUGGCGUCCCGUGAAAUCCACCAGUUCAACAGAGACGUGGAGGACGAGAUCCUGUGGGUGGAGGAGCGGAUGCCUCUGGCCACGUCCACGGACCACGGACACAACCUGCAGACCGUGCAGCUGCUCAUCAAGAAGAACCAGACCCUGCAGAAGGAGAUCCAGGGGCACCAGCCGCGCUACGACGACAUCUUUGAGCGCAGCCAGCACGUGCUGAGGGAGGGCAGCCCCACGGCCGAGCUGAUCCGCCAGCGGCUCGCCGACCUCCAGUCCCUGUGGGAGCAGAUCAAGAAGGAGACGGAGAAGCGCCACACCCGCCUCAGCGAGGCCCACGAGGCCCAGCAGUACUACUUUGACGCCGCGGAGGCCGAGGCCUGGAUGAGCGAGCAGGAGCUGUACAUGAUGUCGGAGGAGAAGGCCAAGGACGAGCAGAGCGCCGUCGCCAUGCUGAAGAAACACCAGAUCCUGGAGCAGGCCGUGGAGGACUACGCCGACACCGUCCACCAGCUGUCCAGCACCAGCCGGGGGCUGGUUGCUGCCGGACACCCCGACAGCGAGCGCAUCGGGAUGCGGCAGUCUCAAGUGGACAAACUCUACGCCGGACUGAAGGACUUAGCCGAGGAACGCCGAGGGAAGCUGGAUGAGCGUUUCCGACUUUUCCAGCUCAACCGGGAGGUGGACGACCUGGAGCAGUGGAUCGCAGAAAGAGAGGUGGUGGCCGGAUCUCACGAGCUCGGACAGGACUACGAGCACGUCACGAUGCUGCAGGAGCGUUUCAGAGAAUUCGCCCGGGACACCGGGACCAUCGGACAGGAGCGCGUGGACGGCGUCAACAGGCUGGCCGACGAGCUCAUCAACAGCGGCCACGGCGACGCUGCCACCAUCGCCGAGUGGAAGGACGGCCUGAACGAGGCCUGGGCCGACCUGCUGGAGCUCAUCGACACCCGCACGCAGAUCCUGGCCGCCUCCUAUGAACUGCACAAGUUCUACCACGACGCCAAGGAGGUCCUCAACCGGAUCCUGGACAAGCACAAGAAGCUUCCGGAGGAACUGGGCCGGGACCAGAACACAGUGGAGGCCCUGCAGAGAAUGCACACCGCCUUUGAACAUGACAUCCAGGCUCUGGGAACACAGGUCCGGCAGCUGCAGGAGGACGCCGUCCGUCUACAGUCGGCUUACGCCGGAGACAAAGCUGACGACAUCCAAAAGAGAGAAGGAGAGGUCCUGGAGGCCUGGAAGAGCCUGCUGGCAGCGGUGGAAGGCCGGCGAGCCAAGCUGGUCGACACCGGAGACAAGUUCCGCUUCUUCAGCAUGGUGCGUGACCUGAUGCUGUGGAUGGAGGACGUCAUCCGCCUGAUCGAAGCCCAGGAGAAGCCCAGGGACGUGUCGUCAGUGGAGCUGCUGAUGAACAACCACCAAGGCAUCAAGGCGGAGAUCGACGCCCGAAACGACAGCUUCACCACCUGUAUUGAGCUGGGGAAGGCCCUGCUGGCGAGGAAGCACUACGCUUCAGAGGAGAUUAAAGAGAAGUUGCUGCAGUUGACGGAUAAGAGGAAAGAGAUGAUUGACAAGUGGGAGGAUAGAUGGGAGUGGCUCAGACUAGUUCUGGAGGUGCACCAGUUCUCCAGGGACGCGGGGGUGGCGGAGGCGUGGCUGCUGGGACAGGAGCCUUACCUGUCCAGCAGGGAGAUCGGGCAGAGCGUGGACGAGGUGGAGAAGCUCAUCAAACGCCACGAGGCCUUCGAGAAGUCAGCCGCCACCUGGGAGGAGCGCUUCUCCGCGCUGGAGAGGCUGACCACGAUGGAGUUACUGGAAGUGAGGAGAAGGCAAGAGGAAGAAGAGAGGAGGAAGCAGCCGGAGGCUCAGUCUGCAGACGGUGUAGCACAGAACAGGGACGAGCUGCUGUCUCAGAACGGGCUGCCAACCGAGCAGGAGUCUCCCAGGGACAACGGCGAAGGUGGUGAGGUGGUAAACGGCGUGUCAGAGCCCAGUCCAUCGGGGUCUCCGGGGGCGUCUCGCAAGGCCAAGAGCAGCCAGGCGGCCACUCUGCCGGCCAAAAGCCAGCAGGACGGCCCUACGUCCCAGCAGGAGGGCUUCCUGCACCGCAAACACGAGUGGGAGGGUCACAACAAGAAAGCCUCCAGCAGGUCGUGGAACAACGUGUACUGUGUGAUCAACCAGCAGGAGAUGGGUUUCUACAAGGACCAGAGGAGCGCCGGUCAGGGCAUUCCGUAUCACAGCGAGAUUCCCGUCAGCCUGAAGGACGCCGUGUGCGAGGUGGCGCUGGACUACAAAAAGAAGAAGCACGUCUUUAAGCUGAAAAUUUCCGACGGGAACGAGUACCUGUUCCAGGCCAAAGAUGACGAGGAGAUGAACUCGUGGAUCUCGACCAUCUCCAGCGCCAUUUCAGGCGACAAGCCAGAGGUCACACCCAGCAGCCACAGCACGCCGGCCCCGGCCGCACGAGCGCAGACGAUGCCGGCCGCCGUCGCCACGACGACAGCAGAGUCCAGCCCGGGCAAACGAGAGAAAGACAAGGAAAAGCGCUUCAGUCUGUUUAGCAAGAAAAAAUAGACGUUGCUCCUUCGCUUCCUCCUUCUUUCCUCCUUUUCCUCCCUCCUUCCCUGCGGAGCUGUUUGGGGUGGACUGCCGGUCAAACCUUUCAGUCCUGAUGCUGUCGUGUCAAACAUGAGUAGAAUAAGAGCUCAGAGAUGCUGAUGUAAUCCAAACCAUCAUAAGAUUAUUAACUUGAAACCAUUUUUAUUUAAGUAACACCUAACAAACCGUUCCACGUCCCCCCAGAUAGCUUCCCGUCUCCUCCUCCUUCCUCCUCCUCUUCCUCUCAAAGUGUGACUCCAGCAUGCAAGCUCCGAGCCAAAACUCUCCACUCUGUGCCUAUCAACCGUCCGGUCGGCUCAGAGCGCCAGAACAGCUACACCACGCCACCCGAGUCCUCCGCCGCGUUUCCGUGCGACACAGGAACUUUCCAGAAGUGACUGAGGAGCUCCGCUUCCGGCAGCUGCCGUCGUCCAGACACAAGCCAGAGUUUGCCGCCAAAUAAUACUCGAGAGGAGUUUGCAGUCUGUCCUGUCAUGGCGUUUUCUUUGUGUUUUCUAUCUCCCGCCGUCUCUCCGCUCUGCUCUCUCGUCUGUGGCUCGCGUCCUUUCCCUCGGCUCGUUCCUGUCCGGGUCUACCCUCCGCUUCUUCUUUUUUUUUUUUUUUUUUGCGAGGCCUUGUCUUUGCAAGAUGACGUGUAUCCCCCUGUUGUGGGAAAACCGAGGCCACGGCGGGGUAAUCCUCUGAAAUUACCACCUGACGCUACAAACUCCCGUCCUCCAAAAUGUCAAGUGAGGAGGAGUUUUCUGCACUGAAUAAAUCUCCAGCCCCUCUGUUGGUUCAUGUUGUGCAAUAAACCAGCGAGAGGCCAACAAUCACGCUCUGUCCCCCUCUGGUGCGGUCUAAUUCCUGCAGAGAGAACAGAGACCUUUGCUGUAAUUUGGAGCGUUACCCUGCGGUGCUUUGAACUGUAUGUAUAACUUGUGUAUAACAAUCUGUUCAAAUUAAACCUGUGUUUAAUUUCACUUAUUACUAGUACUAAUAAGAACAACCAUGAUAAGCUUUGUUGAGUAAAACUUUUCUUUGUGAAAACACUUGUACAACCUGAAUGAAGGAGCCGUCGAGGAAUAAAUACCUGAGACCAGGAGGAAUGUUUCAUAACUCCCACUUUUUCAGCAUCCCAUCAGGUUUUUUUUCUACUUUUUUUGACAUUCCUGAACCUUCACUCCUCCUCCUCUGGAAUAAGUUUUGUUUCUCCCGUUCUGUGUCCCACGUUUUAUUUAGGUGGACUAGUAUGAAGGCAUAGAUGUUCUUUAAGAGUUGCGUUCUUGUCGUCAAGUGGAAAGUUGGUUUCAAAAAGCAUUUACAGAAAGUGAAGCAGUGUUGCAGAGUAGUGGUCGCUUGCUUGUUGGCUUCAGCUCUCCGUUUUUAAGAUGUUAAGACUUUUGCUGUCCUUUGGAGGGAAAUCUGCUGAGCUGCAAUCAGUAGGAGGAUUUCAGAUAUGGAAGUUCCCUGAUGACAAAAUCAGCAAACUAAAUUUCAACCCAUUUAUAGUUAGAAAAUAUGUUAUUUUACUUAUUUUUUCUCUACUACCGCUUUAGUUUCGCCACAAUCUUCUCUCGGACGUCGUGGUUUCAUCAAACUGGCAGCUUGAAUUUGCAUGGAUUGAUCACAUUUUGACCCCCAGAGGGCGGAGUCAAACGUUUUACAUUAAAGUGUGCGUGCCUCAUGGAAGCUGGAGUGCCAAAAGUUUUGUCAUCUUGGAACUUCUUUAUCUGUCUAUAAAACUCAACAGAAAUGAGCAACAAAAUGUGUUGUUUCUCCCACAGGUGUUGGUGGGCGGGGCUUCAGCUCUCACACCUCUAUUGUAACUGACAGACUUUUCACUGGGUGACUGAUCCUGUUCUGUUUCUUUUUUUUUAAUUUUUUUCUUUGUGCUGCUGUCUCUGGCAAUUAAUUAAAUAUAGUGUGCAUUCCUAUGUCACUGUAACCAUAGUAACAAGAUAUUUCUUCAUACUGCACAAUCAAUAAGCCACGAUGGGGUGGGUGGGGUUGGAGGGUGGGGCCUGUGGGGUUUGUAGGUGAGGUGGUUGGUGUGAUUUGGACCGGGGGUGUCACUGCUAGAUGGAUCUGCACCCGUAGACUUUUCCCCAUCUCUGUUACAUAUGUGCAAAAAGCCAUUAAAGUGCUUUCAAAACAAAAGUACCCGAUUCUGUGUUGUUUUUUUAAGAUUUGGUGUCAAAUAGACAUCAAUUCUUAGUAAAAAAGUAUAGUUUAAUUGUACCACAAGUACAUUUUUUUUACUAUCUAUAUAUUGUAAACUUAACAUUUUCCAAAUUAGUGUGAAAAAGUAUUCAGCUUGUGCACUUGCUACCAAUGUACACAGUCUAUAUAGUAUACUUGCUACACUUGUACUCAAAUAUAAUUAAUAAAAGUAACUUAAAGUGAAA